AAAACAACGCGCUCUGUCGCCCACUCUCUCUAACUGUCUGUUUCUUGUUGUUGACACGGUUGGAUUCGUCAGAUAGAGCUUCGACUGUCCAGCCAAUUUUUUCCGCCUCCCCUCCCGUCUGACGAUCUUGCGAGCUUCCUAUUCCCCUCCCACGGUUCACUCCGCAUCCCUAUAGGAAACGAUAUGCUAUCGGGCUUCGUCGAUUUUCGGUGAUAUCAGGGUUUGGCGCCGCAUCGUUUGAUGGUAAUGCUGGAACGAGCUGCGGGAUGCCUUGAGAGCGCGGGCCGGCGUUUCUUUCGGGAUUCGAAUGGCGCCAUUCGAGGCUCAAGGUCGUUGUCAUUCAGUUUGGGGAAUUGCAGCGGGACGGGUGUCGAGGGCUCCCACAGUCCCCUGGCCGCCUUGUCGACGAACUCCCACCGAAUCUCGAGUCCUUCAAACGCCACUUCCCGUGGAAACAGACCCCCGACGGAUACGCGGUCUCCGUUUCUCGAGUUCCUCUACCCACCACAUACCCAGGAAUUCGCUGUGACCUGCCUGCUACGAUCUCCGAAGCGAUCGGGCCCCCGACGGAGAAGACGGAGUAUCCCAGGGCUUCCCAAAAGUUAUACUACCGCGGCGACGAGCCUUGAUCGUGUCGAUGGAGAAGGCACGUGGGGCCAUGGUACAAAGGACUACGACCGCGCCUGGUCACUCUACCUGACUGCUGGCCAACCCGUUGCGGCAAAGGUGGCUCUCAUGAAAUAUCUAUGUUCGUCCGGAAGAGAACUUGACAAUGAACGGAUUGGUCGUUUGUUCGAAAGCAUCGAUGAGAAAUCGCGGUCCCCCAGAAUCUACUUGUGGAUGGCCGAAUCCUACUGGUCGGUUGGGAGUCCCCUGGAAGUGACACGAAUAUGCAAGCAAGCCGUGGAUCAAGGGUCGGACGCCCUCUGUUUUAACUUUGCGGUAACGACUUUUUCGAAGCAUGGCCACUGGGAUCUACUACAAGAGCUGUGGCCUUUACGGCCGCCGUCCUUUACCGGUACAUUGUGGAGGUAUAUCCUCCGCAAUAUACGUUAUUCAGAGCUGGCAACGGUCAUGCUCCACCUCUCCGAAUAUCUGCGGGGGCAGGGCCCUAAAGCCCCAGCGCGCGGCUUUGCUCACUUUUGUCUCGACCAGCUCGUCAAUACCCGUGGCUUUGUCGAGAACACUGCGACAGAACCCACUCUGCUUGUCUUGCGAAGCUACAGGGAGUUAGGGCUGCUGACCCCGACACAUUACUUUGACCUUAUUAGAAAGCUGGACAUGUCGAGUGCUCGACUAACGAUUGAAAGAGCCCUCGUUGUCUAUCGCAACUUUCGCUGGCUAAUGCCCAGCAAAAAGCCCCCCCGAAGUCUUCUACUCCGGCUGAUACAACGCCGCCGCCGUCUCGGGACGACAUCCGGCGUAGAAUACUUAUUAGGAGAAAUUAUUCAUUUCCAUGGAAAGCCAACCGAGGACGCAUACCGACAAGCGCUGCUUGCGUUUUCGCGAGCGGGAGACGUGGCCACCGUUCACCAACUUUUUGAGAGAUUCCUUUCGGAUCAUGGGAACCCGCAGAGCCGAAGGCUCGUCACUCCACUCCUUCAUGUCCAUGCAAGGGUUGGCAACGUGCAGGAAACGCAGCGCCAGUUCGACAGGAUCACACACGAAUUCGGUCUCGUACCAAACACGGUGUGCUGGAACACGCUGCUGGCCGCGCAUGCCAGAUCUGGUGAUCUCCGCGGAGCCUUUGCCAUCUUGAAGAAGAUGAUCGACCAAGGAUUGGAGCUUGAACCCCAUACCGUAGGCACUCUAAUGGGGCAUUGCGCCAAGAAAGGCGAUAUCGAUAGCAUUCAGCACCUGCUCGUCCUGGCCAGAAAACACCGGGUAAGGGUCACCGCUCCUAUGAUCGACACGAUUGUGGAGGCCUAUUGCGCCGAGGGAAAACUGGAUCUGGCUGAGGGCAUUGCGGAGUCGACUCUGAGUUUGACCAUUCGAGGUUCGCGGACCAGGAUGUGGAAUGUGCUUCUGUGGAACCAUGCCUACCGACUGGACCUGGGAGCCAUGUCCAGGAUUCGCUCGCGUAUGGAUGAGGUAGGCAUAGACCCCGAUGAAAUGACCUAUGCCGCUCUCAUCCUCAGUCUGUCUCUCAUUGGACGACCAGAUGCGGCGCGUCGCAUCUUGAGGACCCUUCAUCGAAGCCGUUACAUCCACGUCACGGAGUUCCAUUACGCAAUCAUCUUACAUGGCUACGUGAAAGAACGCAACCGCGACAUGGUGAACGUCAUCUUCCAUGAGAUCGAAGAACGCUUCGGUCGGGCUGGGUUGAGCUCGAGACUGCUCGUUCUCAAAAGCCAGCUCCAGCGGGAUCUGGACUCCCGAGCGGAAGAGGGCGAAACUGGCGAAGCGUCUCGCAUGCGGCUCCAACAUGCCGAGAAAUUCUUCAGGGAAACGAUCGCCGAAUUCGAUUCGAGCGAGUUGGCGACCACAGAGCCCCAGCCAGGCGGGGCCAAACAGGCAGUCAGUAUGGCUUUCCCCGGCAUAUACUAUGAGUAUAUCAUCAAUGCGUAUGGCACGAGAGGUGCCCAUGAACGCGUGAAGAGUCUGUUUGACGAGUAUACCCGCUACCUGCCGCCUCCGGGGCCCCUGAAGAACGUGGAGGACGUAGCCCCCUUUCGCUUUUUGUCAAUUCUUAUGGUCACGCAUUUGAAGGCGGGGCAAUUCAACGAAGUCGAACGUUGCUGGAAAAUGGCUUUCCCGCGGGCUAUCAAGCUAGCCAGUCGUCCAAACAUUGAGCAAUGGCUUUCUGAUCAGCUGCCGACUGCCGGUGCCACCGAUCCUUCCAGUCCAUCUGUUCCCACGGCUAGCGGGAUGGAGCAGGACACCUCGCCCGGCUCCAUUACUCCACAGGAGGACGGGUCACCGAAACCCCGAAUUCUGCCCGCGUGCCGGUUCAUGAUCUCUCGGCCCUUGGAUCUAUACAUGCGGUCCCUGGCUUAUAGAAACCAGACCCAUCGGAUAUACCAGGUCGUGGCCGAGGUGCAGGCGGCGGGGUUCACUCUGACAACCUACGACUGGUCCACGUACGUCCAGGUCCUUGCCGCUUCCGAAAAGAUUUCCGACCAGCUCCAUGCGUUCGCCAUGUUUGAAAGCAAGUUCAUGCCCAAUUUCCCCGGAUGGAGGUAUCUGCACCGGGGAUAUGGUCUGAAACCGAAGACCGCGCCUUCAUCCACUGUCGCCCUUGAAAAUCCGAAUAAUAUACUCCCAAUUCAUCUCCUGGGCAAACGCGGCAGACGGUACUGGAGCAAGAUACAGCCCGACUUCCUGCAACCCACCUACGUGUCUAUGGUCUACCUGGCCGCAUCUCUGUUCCGAUUCCGGGAAAGGAGCGUCGUCCACGGAGGGAACGACCUGGAAAAGCUCUACGAAGUGGCACCACAGACCGUCCGCGCCGCCAGCGACAUGCCCUACAUACGUGAAAAGUUCCAAGGCGUGUUGCUCCGGCGUCGCCAGGGACGACACGACGUAAAGGGUAACGCGGACCGCAAACCUUUCGUGUGGACCGGUGGCGUUCUCGGAACCGGCGGCGAAGCCCGGCUUGACUCGAGCUCCGAGAAACUCCCUCAACCUGCUGCUGUAGAUGACGCAUCGCCCGAGACACCACCUCUUACAGACGAACACGAUACCGCGCUCGAAGACAUCGACUUCGUUCCUCCGCCAACAGAAAGGGUCCUCGACCCGCGGCAGGAACACGAUCUCGACAUCGAAACCCGCCUGACGUACGGUGAUAAUGACGAGUACUAUGACGAUGAGGAAGUGCAGAAGUCUCUCGCUGCACCUGCUGACGACGACGAAUUUCUGGACGACCACUUCCUCGGCGACGAAAAUGAUGAGUCUGAUGCUUUGCCUACUGAGGAGGAUGAUUUCGAGGGCAGUUCCUUCGACAAGGAAGACGCUAUGUCUGCUGAUGAGGGUGAUUUGUCGUAUGAUGAAUAUCCCACCGAGGGAGAGCAGAAGUCUCAUGCCAUGGCUGCAGGGGAGGGCCGUUCAUUGUAUGAUGGAUUGGUCGGUGAUGAGCGACUUCAGGAAUCGGGUGCUACGUCUACGGACCAAGAUGUUGUGGAUGACUAUAAGUCCAUGGACGAGCACAAGCCCGUGGACGACGAAGCACAUGAAAACGUGAAGAGGUCAAUCAGGACCAGGUGCGCGCGGCUAUCGAGUUUCUCGAUCCUGGUCAGCGUCGAUGAGAUCCGCGCGCAUAAUCGGGAGAUGGCGGAUAGCCUCCUAAAAACCCCGUUUGAGAUGUCCCUCGCCUUCGACAAGGCCCUGAAGAAAGUCAUUGAGAUGCUGGAUCGGCCGGCGCGGGAGAAGGCUGAUGAUGUGAAUUACUACUGUGCAUAUGUGGGAGCGUUUGGAGAGUUCUCUUGCAAUCCCCGCACGUUGACGUCGUCCCACCUGAACCGCAUGAUCUCCCUCGAGGGAAUCGUAACCAAGUGCUCCUUGGUUCGGCCCAAGGUGAUUCAGAGUGUGCACUAUGUGGAGCAGAAGCAGAGGUUCCUUGCGAGGAAGUACCGUGAUCAGACGAUGACGGCCAGUGGAGUCACGAACUUGAAUGUUUAUCCUCAGGAGGAUGACGAGAAGAACCCGCUUAUUACUGAAUAUGGGUAUUCUUCGUACAUGGACCACCAAAACAUCUCGAUCCAAGAAAUGCCUGAGAGAGCACCAGCCGGUCAGCUGCCUCGAAGCGUGGACGUGAUCUUGGACGAUGACUUGGUGGACCGGGCCAAACCUGGCGACCGUAUCCAGUUGGUUGGAAUUUACCGUUCUCUUGGAAACAGGGGAGCUGGAUCUGGGUCUUCGACCUUCCGUACCCUUGUCAUGGCGAACAACAUCAUCCAGCUGUCCUCGAAGAACGGCGGAGGUAUCGCCCAGGCCCCCAUCACCGAUACCGACAUCCGAAACAUCAACAAGAUUGCGAAGAAGAAGAAUGUCUUCGAGCUGCUGUCGCAGUCUCUUGCGCCCAGUAUCUACGGAAAUGACUACGUCAAGAGGGCGAUCUUGCUCAUGCUGCUUGGUGGUAUGGAGAAGAACCUGGACAACGGUACGCACUUGCGUGGUGAUAUCAACAUCCUCAUGGUUGGUGAUCCCUCGACCGCCAAGUCUCAGCUCCUCCGUUUCGUCCUGAACACCUCUCCCCUUGCCAUUGCUACCACUGGUCGAGGCUCUUCCGGUGUCGGUCUGACAGCCGCCGUUACCUCUGACAAGGAGACGGGAGAGCGGAGGCUGGAGGCCGGUGCCAUGGUUUUGGGUGAUCGCGGUGUCGUCUGCAUUGAUGAGUUCGACAAGAUGAGUGACGUCGACCGUGUGGCCAUCCACGAAGUCAUGGAACAGCAAACGGUGACGAUUGCCAAGGCCGGUAUUCACACCAGCCUGAACGCCCGUUGCAGCGUUCUCGCUGCUGCGAACCCGAUCUACGGCCAAUAUGAUCCCCACAAGGACCCUCACAAGAACAUCGCUCUGCCAGACUCUCUUCUUUCGCGUUUCGAUCUGCUCUUCGUUAUGACCGACGACAUCGAGGACGCCAAGGACAGGAUGGUCUCCGAACACGUGCUGCGUAUGCAUCGCUACCGCCAGCCUGGCCUGGAAGAGGGCGCCCCUGUCCGCGAACAGCAACAUCAAAACCUGGGCGUUGGCCUCGACGACGGCAACAGCCAGAACCAGCCCACGGAGGUGCACGAGAAGUUCAACGCGAUGCUCCACGCCGGUAUCGCCAACUCGAACCGAAACAAGAACAAGAACAUCGAAGUCAUCAGCAUCCCCUUCAUCAAGAAAUACAUCCAGUACGCCAAAUCGCGAGUCAAGCCCAUUCUGACCAAGGGCGCCGCCGACCACAUCGUCACCACGUACUCGGCCCUGCGAAACGACGAGCUCUCCGGCAAUCAGCGCAGAACGUCGCCCAUCACAGCCCGUACCCUGGAAACGCUGAUCCGUCUAUCCACCGCCCACGCCAAGUCCCGCCUAUCCAGCCGCGUCGACGAGAAAGACGCGAAGAUGGCCGAGUCAAUCCUCCGCUUCGCCAUGUUCAAAGAAGUCGUCGAAGACGAGCGCCGCAAGCGCAGAAAGGUCAACACCUUCGACGAGGACUCCGAAUCAAGCGCCGCCGACUCCGACGACUCUGACGACGAGACCCCAGCCCAGCUCUCAGGCACCACCCCACGAUCAAGCGGCCGCACCGGCCUCCGCUCCCACGCACCGACAGCCACCCGCUCCAGCGCCAACGACCCAGACGACGUACCCGACGACGAAGACCUAUACGGCUCCAGCCAAACACAGACGCAGACACAGAGCCAAUCCCGAAUGUCCGUGGCCUCGUCGCACCCCGCCUCGCAACUCCUGGACUCCUCAUCACAACCGUCCCAGACGGUCUCCGGCGGCCCCAGCCAAACACCCUCCCAGCCGAUCCAGGCGAACCGGCUGGCCGUCUUCCGACAGGCUCUGGGCCCUCUGAUGGGCACGCUGUUCAGCGGAUCCGACACCGCCAACGUGGAGCAGCUCGUUGGCGCCGUCAACGCGGCAGUCCGCGCGUCAGCACAGCCUGCGUUCCAGCACGCGGAAGCCGUCGCGGCUUUGAAGGCUAUGCAUGAUAGAAACGAGUUGAUGUUCCUCGAAGACGACGACACUGUCUACCGAAUCUAAUUUAAUCAAACAUCAAAUAAAGAAAAAAAAAGGCCAUGAUACAACUAUAAAGACAGACCGGUGGACGAAUGACGGACGACCAUUUCAAUUACUUCUCUUUUUCUUCUAUUAUUCCUGCAUUAUGAAUCUGUCUACACAUACAUGUCCAUCACAGAAGACGGGGACUGGGACUGGGACUGGCGCUUGGAGUUUCAUUGUUUGAUUGAUAGAUUAUCCACAUCUAUUUGAGGAAUUCCAGGUCUGG
Molecule: messenger RNA, 6937 nt
Organism: Aspergillus campestris IBT 28561
Lineage: Eukaryota; Fungi; Ascomycota; Eurotiomycetes; Eurotiales; Aspergillaceae
Product: MCM-domain-containing protein
Exons: 10
Coding region: 241-6693 (2150 amino acids)
Biological process (GO): double-strand break repair via break-induced replication; DNA replication; DNA strand elongation involved in DNA replication
Cellular component (GO): nucleus; MCM complex
Molecular function (GO): protein binding; ATP binding; ATP hydrolysis activity
Source: RefSeq, a predicted model, not a curated record